AUGAAGAUAACCGCAAAUAUUGUUCCGCAUAUAACUGGUACUAUACAAAGACGAUCAGUAGAUAUAUCGGAGAAAGAACAUUUUAAACAAUUAACACAAAGUCUUAGUCUCGCAGACAAAAAUUUCCAGAAUACUGAUGAUGAAAAGGGUAUGGAAAAAUUUAAAGAGAAUUUGACCUUCAAAGACGGCAGAUAUCAAGUUACCUGGCCAUGGAAAGAGGAAAAUCCAGAACUUCCUGAGAAUCGUCAGCUUGCACUGGGGAGAUUGAAAUCUAUGAUAUGCAGUCUUCAAAGAAAACCAGAUAUUGUGAUGAAAUAUAAUUCAGUCAUCGAAGACCAACUUAAAAAGGGGAUAAUUGAAAAGGUUGAUAGAAAUCAUCGCGAUGGAAUAGCCCAUUACUUCCCCCACCAUCCUGUUAUCAAACCUGAUAAAAAUACAACAAAAGUAAGGAUAGUCUAUGACGCUUCCACAAAAUCUAAGUCAGGAUAUAAAAGUUUAAACGAAUGUUUAUAUCGAGGUCCAGUGCUCCUUAAAGAUCUUUGUGGUACAGGACUCAAAGAAGAUAUUUUCGGAAGCAAAAAUGAAUUUGCGCGAGUGGGCCUCAAACAACGAUCAGGUCCUGAGUACAAUCGCUAG
Messenger RNA from Mercenaria mercenaria, 636 nucleotides. RefSeq lists its product as uncharacterized. The coding region runs from base 1 to 636 and encodes 211 amino acids. The transcript has 2 exons. The record is from RefSeq and is a predicted model, not a curated record. Lineage: Eukaryota; Metazoa; Mollusca; Bivalvia; Venerida; Veneridae.